This is a messenger RNA of Vitrella brassicaformis, 1084 nucleotides long. Lineage: Eukaryota; Vitrellaceae. The record is from the annotation of a GenBank genome assembly.
CGCUUACGAAAAGAGUCGUUUAGAUCCGAACAAGGGCCCUAAGGGACAAAAAAGAGAGGGCUCGCGUUCGCGAGCGUCUAUCUGGUAGCCGGUCAUGGCGUCCACGUCGAGCGAAGUCGAUGAGGUUCUGAGAGCAUGGUGCACGGACAAUCCCCAGGUGAUCGGCUAUGUCGUCAUGAACUCUGACGGUGAGUGGACCCACAAACGACCAGAGUCACACGGACAGAGCGCCAUUCAGCCGGGGGGAAAGGCAGCAUAUCCGCAGAAAGACAGACAACGGGCAAAUGGGGGCGUGCAGAUGAGGGCAGGGAGGCUGGCAGGGUAGCUCAUGCGCACAGAAGCCAGGAAGGUCGCUGCUGGGCCGACACACGCGAACAGAAAGCCCGUCACUUUGUAGUGACUGUCCUCAUGGGGCCACUUAUGCUCAUCUCUCUGGCUCAAGGCUUUGCUCCGUCGUUUCCCCCCAGGCAUCCCAGUCAAGUAUCACGAGAAGCUGCCGUACGACAAGGCCGUCCAGUACGCAGCCCUGCUAUCGUAAGGGACGCGAGGGAACGUAUUGAGACGUCGAAUCGCUGUCGCUCCUGUUUGUCUGUGUGUGGGGGGUCGGGUCGGAUUUCCUCCUACAGGGAUUUCUGUACGAGUUCAAGAAAGUGUCUCAAGGAGCUGCUGCCAUAUGUCGAGGUACGGGCCAUGCACUAGGCUCAUACUGUGUCUCGAUCUCUCUGCCUGUGCGCUUGUGUGGUGGGUGGCAGAACGACUUGAAUGCCGUGAGGAUACGCACCAAGGAGCGCACAGAGAUCAUCGUGGUCAGCGCCAUGGACUACGUGCUCAUCGUCGUGCAGGCGAGUGACAAACGAACGAAUGCACACAUAACUCAGUGGUUCAUCUGUGUCAUGUCUGUGCGUUGCUCUGCUGUCGCUGCCUACAGAACUGCAGUGGCAAGCCCAUUAACUACGAUGAGGGCGAGGCCGCCAAGCCAGCAGAAGCGUAAGGGCGGGCCUCGUCUGUUGUGUGCGUGCUUAUGUGCCCGACGUUCAAUGCAAUGUUGACCGCUUUCAUGCCUCCAUGAACUGCUGCUACCGUG